This is a messenger RNA of Cuscuta campestris, 4827 nucleotides long. The record is from the annotation of a GenBank genome assembly. Lineage: Eukaryota; Viridiplantae; Streptophyta; Magnoliopsida; Solanales; Convolvulaceae.
CGUUAAUUACACAACCGUAAAUUUUACUCUUCUGUGCCGUCAAUCCGAACUUUUAUCUCUUUCCGGUUGUUUUCUCUAUCCUCCUCCCACCCUUUCCAUUUCCUCCCCUCCAUUUUACUCGCUUUCUUCGAAUUUCACUCCACUCUCCCACUACUCCGUCUCAGAUUCCGGCCAACAGUUUCUCUCGGCGCAGAUCUGACUCCCGGAGCGGCAGAUCGGAGCACCGGUAAGCUCUGUCGAACCGGCCAUGGAGGAGGCGUUGGAGUUGGUGCGUGCCAAGGACACUAAGGAGCGGAUGGCCGGCGUCGAGCGGCUCCACCAACUUCUGGAAACUUCCAGGAAGAGCCUCUCCUCCUCCGAUGUCACUUCGCUCGUAGACGUCUCCAUGGAUCUCUUGAAAGACAACAACUUUAGGGUUUCUCAGGGAGCCUUACAGGCGCUGGACUCGGCCGCGAUCCUCUCUGGCGAUCACUUCAAGCUCCACUUCAAUGCGCUUGUUCCGGCAGUAGUCGAGCGGUUGGGGGAUGCUAAGCAGCCUGUUCGUGAUGCCGCCAGGAGAUUGCUGCUUACUUUGAUGCAGGUUUCUUCACCAACAAUAAUCGUUGAGAGGGCUGGGUCUUAUGCUUGGACUCAUAAAAGCUUUAGAGUGCGGGAAGAAUUUGCUCGUACUGUGACAGCAGCAAUUGGUCUUUUUGCUUCCACAGAACUGCCCCUUCAACGAGCUAUUCUUCCUCCUAUUUUACAACUUCUAAGUGAUCCUAACCCUGGUGUGAGGGAAGCAGCUACAGCAUGUAUUGAGGAAAUGUCUACCCGAGUUGUUCCUCACUUCGCUGAAGAACUUCAGCGUCAUAAUCUUCCUCCAAUGAUGUUAAAAGAUAUUAAUACAAGGCUUGAGAGAAUUGAACCCAAGAAUCGCCAGGCAGAUGGAUUCAUGAGUAACUAUUUGGCUCCUGAUUUUAGACCGUCAAGCCACAGUACCAAGAAAAGCAGUCCCAAAGCCAAGUAUUCAACGAGGGAGGCAUCACUUUUUGGAGAUGGUGAUGUUACAGAAAAAGCAGUUGAACCAAUUAAAGUAUAUUCUGAAAAGGAGCUCAUCAGGGAAUUUGAAAAGAUUGCAUCCACCUUUGUACCCGAGAAAGAUUGGUCUAUUCGAAUUGCAGCAAUGCAACGAGUAGAAGGGCUUGUACUUGGAGGUGCAGCUGAUUACCCUUGCUUCCGUGGACUGUUAAAGCAACUUGUCGCCCCCCUGAGCACACAAUUAUCUGAUCGGAGGUCCAGUAUUGUGAAACAGGCGUGUCAUCUACUGAACUUUUUAUCAAAAGAGCUUCUGGGAGAUUUCGAGACAUGUGCUGAGAUGUUCAUUCCGGUCCUCUUCAAGCUCGUUGUGAUAACUGUUCUUGUUAUUGCAGAAUCAGCUGAUAACUGUAUUAAAACGAUGCUACGAAAUUGCAAAGUUGCCCGCGUACUUCCUCGGAUUGCAGAUUGUGCAAAGAAUGAUCGCAAUGCAGUACUUCGUGCUAGAUGUUGUGAAUAUGCACUUUUGAUACUAGAGCAUUGGCCUGAUGCACCUGAGAUACAACGUUCUGCUGAUCUAUACGAGGAUCUUAUAAAAUGUUGUGUGGCUGAUGCAAUGAGUGAUGUACGAUCAACGGCAAGAACCCUGUACAGAAUGUUUGCGAAAACUUGGCCAGAACGUUCAAGGCGGUUGUUUUUAUCAUUCGAUGCUGUGAUCCAAAGGAUAAUAAAUGAAGAAGAUGGUGGUAUACACAGGAGACAUGCCUCUCCAUCUCUUCGGGAUAGAAAUUCACACACCCUUGCUCCUCCAGCAUCUGCUUCAUAUCUCGCUGGUUAUGGAACCUCUGCAAUUGUUGCUAUGGAUAAAAGUGCUACUUUGCCCGCAGGGACUUCCACUUCAUCUGGGUUGCUUCUACCGCAGGCAAAACCUGCAUCAACUGGCUCUGAACGAAGUCUAGAAAGUGUAUUGCAUGCAAGUAAACAGAAAGUUUCUGCUAUAGAAAGCCUACUAAAAGGCCUGGGCACAUCUGAGAAAACUAGGUCAUCCAGUUUAGAUCUAGGAGUUGACCCCCCAUCUUCGCGUGAUCCACCUUACCCACUUGCUGUUCCUGCUUCAAACAGUCUUACACAUGCCUUACUAGUAGAUACAUCAUUCAGUAUCUCUAAAGGUAAUAAUCCCAAUGGUGGAUUGGGUUUGUCUGACAUAAUAAAGCAGAUCAAGACAUCUAAAGAUUCCACUAAAUUGUCAUAUCAUGGUAGCUUGGGAAAUGAGCCUAUCUCGAUGCAUUCAUCCUACCCAACAAGACGAGUUUCUGAAAAGCAAUAUGAAAGAGGCUUUACUGAAGAAAAUGUUGAUGUUAGGGAGGCUAGGAGACACAUAAAUACACAUGCUGACCGACAAUUUUUAGAUGUGCAAUAUAGAGAGACUAAUUUUAGGGACUCCCACAACCUUGUUCCUCACUUUCAACGGCCUUUGUCGAGAAAAAGUUCAGCAGGACGGAUGUCUGCUAGCCGGAGGAGUUUUGACGAUAGCCAAAUUCCUUCGGGUGAUAUGACAGGCUUUGUGGAUGGACCUUCUUCUCUUACUGAUGCAUUAAGUGGAGGGCUUAGUUCAACUUCUGAUUGGAAUGCCCGAGUUGCUGCUUUCAACUAUGUUCAUUCUUUGUUACAGCAAGGGCCUAGAGGUAUUCAAGAAAUCAUUCAGAGUUUUGAGAAGGUGAUGAAGUUGUUCUACCAGCACCUUGAUGACCCCCAUCAUAAAGUUGCCCAAGCAGCACUCUCAACACUUGCAGAGCUUAUUCCAUCUUGCAAAAAACCAUUUGAAAGUUACAUAGAGAGGAUCUUGCCCCGUGUUUUCUCACGCUUAAUUGAUCCAAAGGAACUAGUCAGGCAAUCUUGCUCUACUACUCUGGAUAUUGUUGCAAAAACAUAUGUUAUAGAGUCACUUUUACCUGCUUUGCUUCGUUCUCUGGAUGAACAACGUUCUCCGAAGGCAAAAUUGGCAGUUAUAGAAUUUGCCAUUGGUUCUUUUAAUAGCCAUCAUUCAAGUUCUGAAGGUUCUUUUAACAUUGGCAUUCUUAAGUUAUGGCUUGCGAAAUUGACACCCUUGGUCCACGAUAAGAACACAAAACUAAAGGAAGCUUCUAUAACUUGCAUUGUUUCUGUUUAUACACACUUCGAUUCAACAGCUAUUUUGAAUUUUAUUCUUAGCUUAUCCGUCGAGGAGCAAAAUUCCUUGAGACGAGCCCUUAAGCAGUAUACUCCUCGCAUUGAAGUUGAUUUGAUGAAUUUUAUCCAGAACAAGAAAGAGAGGCAGCGUUCCAAGACUUCAUAUGAUCCAUCUGAUGUUAUUGGAACAUCUUCAGAAGAAGGAUAUAUUGGAUCUUCAAAGAAGAGUAAUCUGUUUGGAAGGUAUUCUGGUGGUUCAGUUGACAGUGAUGGUGGCAGAAGGUGGAACUCUCCUCAUGAUUCAACCUAUGUCAUGGGCUCUACUGGUCUCCCGCCAUCUGAUGAUACUCAGGAUAAUUAUGAGAACACGGAAACUAGUUCCAAUGCCACUAUUCCUAUUGCUAAGGACACAAUGCCCAAAUAUCGAACAAAUGUUGCAAAUGAAACUGUUGGAGUAAUUACUAAACACCUAGAAACAGAUGAAAUUGAUUCUACCACAGAAUCCAUUUCAACUCAUCUGGACAUCAACGGGCUAGUUGAUUCAGACCAUCACCAGAACACUGCAGGCCAUGGCACUGGUAGAGGGCCUUUACCUGAUUUAUCAUUCAGUUAUCCAAGAUUAGCAACACUGAAGAUGGAUUCAGCCCCAGAAACUGGACCUAGUAUCCCUCAGAUUCUUCACACGAUUUGCAAUGGGAAUGAUGGAACUCCUACCGAGAAAAAGUGUGCUGCACUGGAACAGUUGGUUGAUUUUUCUGUUAGCAAUGAUAAUUUGAUUUGGAAUAAGUAUUUCAAUCAGAUUUUAACAGCUAUACUGGAGGUUUUAAGUGAUUCUGAACCAUCCAUACGUGAACAUGCUCUGUCACUGAUAGUUGAAAUGUUGAAGAAUCAGAAAGUUGCCAUGGAGGAUUCGGUAGAGAUUGUAAUUGAAAAACUGGUUCAUGUCACCAAGGAUGCUGUUCCCAAAGUAGCGAAUGAAGCAGAACAUUGUUUGACAAUUGUGUUGUCUCAAUAUGACCCAUUCAGAUGUUUAAGUGUUGUUGUUCCUGCUCUAGUUACUGAAGACGAAAAGAUUCUUGUAACGUGCAUAAACUGUCUGACAAAGCUUGUGGGCAGGCUCUCACAAGAAGAGCUUAUGACUCAAUUGCCGUCUUUCUUGCCCUCCUUGUUUGAUGCAUUUGGGAAUCAAAGUGCUGACGUUCGCAAGACUGUGGUAUUUUGUUUAGUUGACAUAUACAUCAUGCUGGGGAAAGCAUUUUUGCCAUAUUUGGAAGGCCUGAACAGUACACAGCUGAGGUUGGUGACAAUCUACGCAAAUCGGAUAUCACAAGCAAGGACUGGAACGCCGAUAGAUGGCUCCUCCCAAAGUUAAGACGAUACGCGGUGGUGAGAUUAAAAGAUUGGGCGGUGUGAGUUGGAAUUUCUCAUCUGGUUUGGUUAUGUACAUUUGUGUGAAUGCGCGUUUUGAGGGCGGUUUCAAGUUGUAUUCUUCUUUGUCAUGUAAUUUUUUUCUUAUUUUUUGUUUGUUUGAUCCAAUUGAAUCAAGGUAGAGGAGUGUGUAGUUGGAGAAUGUGGUUUCGGUGAGAGGAUGCAGUUGUUGUAUACACUUUGUGCCCAUUGUUAUAAUGAAAGUUUACAUUUUGU